GAUAUUGUGUGCUUCCAGGAAAUGAAAAUAUCUCGGAGCAACACUGACUCCGACUUGGCGCUGAUACCGGGCUACGACGCCUUCUUUACAUAUCCAAAGCGACGACACGGAUACUCAGGAGUCACAACAUAUGCACGCUCAAAGUAUACCCCAGUCAACGCAGAGGAAGGCUUCACCGGCACACUGUGCAACCCUGCCACCUGCAAGGACCCGAUCGGGAGCUACGGCGAUAUGCUGCAAGAGUUGACACCUGAGGAACUAUUAGAGCUCGAUAGUGAAGGACGGGUCAUGAUCACGGAUCAUCGACUGUUUGUUCUCAUCAAUGUGCGUCGAGAUGCGAGUGACAUUCUGAACGAACGUUCCGACAUGCAUUACGGGUUUCGAACUGAACUCUCGGCAUUCUUAGGCUUAUUUCCCGGUGACGGAUCCAGAGCGUGUGGAAUUCAGGGCCAGAGCAGAUUCUAUGGAGCAAUGAAACACCGAAUCGAAGCGCUCCUCGCCGCCGGUCGGGAAGUCAUACUUGUUGGCGAUAUCAACGCCUGCUAUAGUCCCAUGGAUCACUGUGACCCGAAAAAAAGUCUCCGAGAGAAUGGAAUCACUGAAUUCCACGAUACCCCCACUCGGCGAUGGCUCUACGAUUUCUUACAUCCUAGAGGUCCACUGUACGAUACAUUCAGGGUGUUUCAUCCGACACAGGAAAAGGCAUUUACUUGCUGGAACACCUUACUGAAUGCGAGACCAGUCAACUACGGAACUCGAAUCGACUUCAUCCUCUGCAGCAAAGGCGUUCUCCCAUGGAUCAAAGACAGCACAGUCGAAGCCACCAUAAUGGGCAGCGACCACUGCCCCGUCGCCUGCGUCCUCUACGACACUCACCCGACCACCGGCCAGUCACUAGCGGAAGCGAUGAACCCGCCGGGUUGGACGGGGGAACGAGUCAGGGAGCCGGUCAAGCUUUGUGUGAAGUACUGGGACGAGUUUUCGGGGAGGCAGCAGAAGUUGAGCAGUUUUUUUGUGAAGAAGGGGGCUGGGGGGGUGGUGGAGGCGGCUGCGGGAAAGGCUGGAGUUGUGGAGACCUUUACAAAGGUCGAGUCAUCCAAUAGGGAUGAUGUGGCGAACGGCGAUGUGGGUGCGGUCGGUGCGAAUGUGGUCGCUGCGCAAGAAGUUGCAUGGAACGCAUCAAAGGACUCAACACUUGGCCCGAAACCACCGAUCACACUAGCGAGGAAGGUUCCCCGUCCGGACAAGAAACCUACCCCACCAACAAGAUCAGGGUCAUACAAACCAAUACCAAAAGGCCAAAAGACCAUCGGAUCCUUCUUCGCACCCCGCUCCACGCCCUCAAUACCACCACCACCAGAACCGGACGUCGCACCACCUUCUCAAGGCGCGGACCCCACAUCCUCACAACCCUUCUCACAAUCCCAGCUGUCAACAGACACGGACGUCACAUGCUAUUCCUCCCCCGUCGACAGCCAAACCGACAGCCAACCCGACUCUCUCUCCCUCCUCGCAACCCCUGAAGCCGCAACCCAAUGGCGCGCUCUCCUCAACCCCAAAGCCCCACCCACCUGCUACCACAACGAGCCCACGAAGCAAUGGAAGGUCAAUAAACCGGGACCUAACCACGGGCGCGCGUUUUAUUUGUGUCAGAGGCCGAUUGGUGCGGAGGUGGAGCCGGUUGUUGGGGCGGGGGAUGAGGAGGAGGAGAGGGGGACAGGUCAGGAGAAGGAUCCGAAGGUGGUGUGGAGGAGUAGGAAGAAGGUGGGGGAGCAUCGAUGUGAUUUUUUUCAGUGGAAGAAUCCGCCCAAGAGGAGUGGGAGAGGGGCGGUGGGUGAGGGGGAGGCGCCGGCGGCGAAAAAGUUUAAGCGGUAGGGUUGAACGGUGGUGAUGGGCUCCUGUUUAGAUAGUUAGUAGCCUUUGGGACACAGCGGGUGUCGGGCGUGAAUAGUCUCAGCUCCUGUAUAUGCACAGCCAUGUCAGACGGUAUUUUUAAUAGCGGCCAUGUCUAGAUUCCGUAAAAACAAUGUAUAUUCAUCAUACUACUGAUAUUCUCUCGAAAGACAAUCCGAG
Molecule: messenger RNA, 2073 nt
Organism: Fimicolochytrium jonesii
Lineage: Eukaryota; Fungi; Chytridiomycota; Chytridiomycetes; Spizellomycetales; Powellomycetaceae
Product: Endonuclease/exonuclease/phosphatase
Exons: 6
Coding region: 22-1875 (617 amino acids)
Biological process (GO): base-excision repair
Cellular component (GO): nucleus
Molecular function (GO): zinc ion binding; phosphoric diester hydrolase activity; DNA-(apurinic or apyrimidinic site) endonuclease activity
Source: RefSeq, a predicted model, not a curated record